This is a messenger RNA of Amaranthus tricolor (Joseph's coat), 1871 nucleotides long. RefSeq lists its product as uncharacterized. The transcript has 2 exons. The coding region runs from base 4 to 942 and encodes 312 amino acids. The record is from RefSeq and is a predicted model, not a curated record. NCBI's taxonomy places the organism in Eukaryota, Viridiplantae, Streptophyta, Magnoliopsida, Caryophyllales, Amaranthaceae.
AGGAUGGAUGAAAGUAGUGCUAGUGGAGGUGGAAGGGGAAAAAACAAACGAUUUUGGACUGCCCAAGAAGAUAAGGCUCUUGUGGAAGCCUUGUCAGAGUUAGCUGUUGAUCCUCACUGGAGGUGUGAAAAUGGAUUUAGAAGCGGCUACAUGGUUCGCUUAGAGGAGCUCAUAGGUAAGGCUCUUCCUGGUUGUGGUUUGAAGGCUCUGCCACACAUUGAUUCUCGACUUAAGACACUUGUAGCCAAGUUUAGGGCUAUUUCUCAAAUGUUAAAUACAAGUGGAUUCGUCUGGGAUGAUGAAAAAAAAAUGAUUUCUGUAGAUCGGGCUGUUUAUGACGAGUAUUGCAAGAAUCAUCCGAAUUGCAAAAACCUGUUUGGAGUUUCAUUUCCGCACUUUCAUGAACUAAUGAAUGUUUACGGCAAGGAUUACGCUACCGGAAAACCAGCUGAAGAUUAUGUUGAAGCAAUACAGAAUUUGCAAAACGUUGCCCCUCCACAAGUUACACUUGAUUCAAGUGAUGAUGAGGGAAUUGAUGCUAGUGGUAAUGCCACUCAAACUGUUACUUCUCCUCCUGCUAAAAAAAUGAAAACUGAAAAAACUUCUAAUAAAAGAAGUAAGAGAGGAAAUGCUGGUGAAGGUAGUUCUAAUGAGUUGGCUAGCUUACAAGCAUUCAUGAAAGACAUGAAUGUUCAUCUUUCAACUAUGGCAAAUGUGAUGGCCCGCACUGAUGAUCGUGAGCAAAAAGUAGUUGAACAGACUGAGAAAGUGUUAGAGGAACUACUAUCUUUUAAUUUAGAAGGUGUAACUCCUAACCAAGUUUUUGAAGUGGCUAACAUUCUAACCUCACAACCAAACAAGCUCCUCAUAUUUUCAAAGUGUCCCGACGCUUUGAAAAGUGAUUAUGUUAAGAGUCUUCUUGGAGGAAAUAGUAAUGCUUAGAUCUAAUGUUGUGGUUCCAUGAAUGAUUUUGAAAAGGACUAGAACACUUUUCGUAUGUAUUUUGAUCUACAAACAAGUCAUUAUAUGUAAUUAAUCGAGCUACGUUGUUAUUAUUUAGAGUUAUGUUUUUUCAAAAAAUAAUUUUUUCAAGUUUAUCAUAUAACAACUACUUAUUUUUGGAGAAAAUAUAAAAGAAUUUAAAAAAUCAAAUUUUGAUUCCUUAGCUUGAACCAAACAGUCACAAAGGGAAUCAUUCAGCAGUUCAUUCCGUUUCCUGAACACAACCAAACAACUAGGCUAAAUUAGGGGAAUCCAUUUCUUUCUCCUUCAUUCCCUUUCCUGAUUCCAUUCCGAUUCCCUUGUGCGAACCAAACGGCCCCUAAGUCCCUUUACUUUAUUAGCAUCCAAAUCUCUCUAUAAGAUGACAUAUUUGGAAAGAAAAUAAAAUUCCUUUCUUAUCCUCCCUUUCCUUUCUAUACAAAUAAUGGAGUGUUUUUCUUCUCUUCCCCUCCCCUAUCUUUCCUUCCCCUUCACUCUCUUUCUUUUUUCUUCUAAUUUACUAUCAAAUAUAGUGUCAAAGUGAGAGUUCUCAAUCUCUAGUGCAAAUGGAAAUGGACAAAGGGCGUAUUAAGAAUGUUGCAUAAACUGCAUGAACCAACACUUCCAAGAGGACACAAUUAGGCCUGUCCAAUGGGCCGGAUAAGGGCCAGGUCGGGUUCUAUCAGAAACGGGCUGGACCUUGCAAAAUGGGAACCGGGCUUUAAACGGGUCAAGUCCAUCAAGCCCGAACCGACCCGUUUAACUUACUUAUGCAAAAAAACAGAAAAAUAAAAACCCAAAAUUAACUGGAGUAAACUGAAUUAUCAUAUUAACAGGAAAAGAUAUUUCAUCUUACUAUGCAUCCCAAUACGACAUUACAAGCAGCAAUU